ACCUGGCCAUUACAGCGUUCCGGUAUGCUCUGUCCAAAUACAACGCCAUCUCAACCAAUCCCUUUGCUCUCACUUCCUAUGUGGACAACUACAUCGAUGUCUCAGAUAGCUUCGAACUCGCCUCAAAAAUAUGCGAGCGAAUGGCAGACGGCGUAUUCCUAUUCUUCGGGGUCAAGGACACGAAGUCCCUAGACAUUGUGCAGUCGUUCACUCGGACCUUCCACAUGCCCUACCUGUCCCCUAGCACCUCCGUGUGGACGGAGAAGUCCGCCGCGGGGUUUGAGGUCCACAUGAAACCUGACUAUACCUUUGCCAUUAUUGACAUGAUACUGUACUUUGGGUGGACGAAAAUACACUAUGUGUACGAUUCAGAUGAAGGUCUCCAGCAUAUUCAGAUGGUUCUGUCAGCGUUACGAGAUGUGUCAGAAAGCGGUGGGAGUGAUAGUCACGUGCACGUUCUCGCGCGAAGAAUUUACAACGUAGAGAACGCGCAUGACGAGUUACGUCAACUUGACAGAAUGGACCCUGACGUCAGUACCGACAAGGUCAUUGUGUUUGACCUUUCGUCAGAAUUUGCCUAUCGGAACAUACUACGUCAGAUUCCAGAAGUAGGAAUGAAUAAAGGUGGAUACCAAUAUCUUAUCGCAACAUUGGACUUUGCGCACCUGGACAUGCGGCGGUACAUGCACGGAGGUGUGAACAUCACCGGGUUCCAGCUGAUUGAUCUGCAAAGCAAGCAUCUCGAGGACUUCAUGAAAGACUGGGGCGGGGCUGAUCUGGGGCGAACAUACCCGGGCGUUGUACCAGAUAAACUGACGACAUAUGAAAAACGCACCAACAGUAGGGAUCGAACCCGUGACCUCCAAGUCGCUAAGCGAACACCAUAUCCACUACGCUACGGCGACGGUAUAGCAGAUUAUGAGGCGGCUCUAGCUGUGGACGCCAUCCACGUGAUCAGCCAAGCGCUACGAGGCAUGGUGAAGAGUAACUCUAAGAUCUUCCAGUCCACGUUCCGCCGGGGUAUGGUGUACAACUACAACCGGACCAAGGGCAUACCCUGUACCACCCAGCCGCCGGUGCCCUGGAUGCACGGGGAGGCCAUUAUGGAGCAAAUCAAGAUGCUAGAUUUUGAGGGCCUCACGGGACGAAUCAAGUUUAAUGAGGACGGAUUUAGGACCGACUACAAAAUGGACGUUUACACGGUCGGCCUUGACAGCGGACCCUUAAAGAUAGGCCACUGGAGCUCCAGAGACAGGUUUAAAAGCCUGUUUCGAAACGAAGAAGAUUUGAUCAUAGAGAAUAAGAAAAAGCCAAAGAUCGUUGUUUCGAUUUUGUCUCCACCCUUCCUAAUGGAAAAAACCGAGGAUAAGUCUGGGAAGCCUCUCGUUGGAAACGCAAAAUACGAAGGUUACGUAAUGGACCUGACCGAAAAGGUGAUGACGGAAAUGAAUAGGUUUGAGUAUUACAUCAAGGAGGUGGAAGACCGCCAGUAUGGAAGUUAUAUUCCUCAGAAUAAUUCCUGGAAUGGAAUGGUUGGAGAGUUGUUGACAAAGAAAGCCGAUGUUGCCAUAGCGCCAUUAACAAUUCUUUACGAUCGAGAAAAGGUUGUGGACUUCAGCAAACCUUUCAUGAACUUCGGUAUAAGCAUAAUGAUAAAGAAACCGGAAAUAGUAAAACCCGGUGUGUUCUCGUUCAUGGAGCCUCUGGAAAUGAAGAUCUGGAUCUGCAUUGUGUUCGCCUACUGUUCGGUCAGUGUAGGACUAUUUCUUGUAGGGCGGUUUUCGCCCUUUGAGUGGCAAAAUUCCAACGCCGGACCGGACGACAAUCAUUUUGGUAUCCAGAACGCGCUAUGGUUUUCGAUGGGAGCACUGAUGUUACAAGGCAACGAUGCUUGUCCAAGAUCUAUAUCCGGGCGCGUGAUCGGCACGUGCUGGUGGUUCUUCGUGCUCAUCAUCAUCUCUUCGUACACUGCCAACCUCGCCGCCUUCCUCACCAUCGAGCGCAUGUUCACGCCCAUCAACUCCGCAGACGACCUCUCCGUGCAGACUGAUAUCAAAUACGGAACGCUCUCUCAAGGAUCAUCAUUUGACUUCUUUAUGAAAUCCAAAGUUCCUACUUACCAAAGGAUGUACAACUACAUGACAGCGAAUCCUUCAGUAUUCGUGAACGAUGUGAACGAGGGUAUUGAAAGAGUGAAGAAAUCCAAGGGUAAAUACGCUUUCCUGCUGGAGUCGCCGACAAACGAGUACGUGAAUAGCAGAGAGCCGUGUGACACCAUGAAAGUUGGGCCAAACCUCAACUCGAAGGCGUUUGGCAUUGCGACCGCCAAGAAUUCGCCCUUAAGCGAACAAAUGAACCUCGCGGUGUUGAUGCUAAUGGAGGAGGGCGUGCUGCCGAAGUUGAAGAUCAAGUGGUGGAAGGACAAGGGCGUCUGUGGGAACGAGGGGAAGGAUUCCUCAGGUAAACGUGAGCUAUCACUAAGCAACGUUGCUGGUGUCUUCUACAUUCUCGUAGGAGGGUUAGCGAUUGCUGUUGUUAUAGCCAGCCUGGAAUUCCUCUGCUCAAAGACGAGGCUUCUCGAGACGGUAAAAAGGACUAAUUACAUGAAGGCCACUGAAACAGUGACAACGCUGUUGAGCGCUUCGAUGACCGAGAGGGAGAACGGUGAUCUAGACAGCCGAACGCUUGGUGCGAGUAACCACACUGAUAGACAGGAAACCUCUUUUAAUUACUCAACAGAGCCGCCGUGUAUAGGCUUCGAACAGUUCACCCGCAGCCAAACAGAGUUGUGACAAGCCCGGUGUGGCGUCACGAAGCAUCAAACAGAAGAAAGACGUCACUCGAAGUUGACAGAUCGACCAUGCGUUUAGCUCGAGACUUACAUCGAAAUGGGCUAGAGUUUGGGAAAAAACACUUAUCUGUUGGUCAGCGUUGUUUUUACCUACCGAUCAGAUGGUUUUUUUUAAAGUUGUGGGGGUGUCCAGAUUAUACCUAUUAUGCAGUUGCCACAUAUUGAGUUGACGAGUCGGGAGUCUAUAUAUUUACAGGAUACAUCUGCCAAUCCGAUGUUACGAAUCAGUCAAUUGACAGAGGACUAUCUCUGAAACAUUGUAGGACACGUAUCGAGUGGAAAUGGGACUUAUGCCAUUUGCGGCCUGUAUAGCUCCAGACCAGCACAGACAGAAGCUACCAUGUUCUCUAAAAAGUCACGCAAGCUUUCGUGGUCUAUUUAACGUACAGUGUAGCUCCUGACCAGACUGCGCGAAGGCUGUUCUGCAGCUACGCUGACCGCAUAUGGCAUCAUAUUCCUUUUUGCAUGAUGCGACUAAUUUUUUAAUUGACUGAUAAUUGCACGCAUUCUUUAAACACGUUACUUAAACACAUUGGCAAAUAGCUGUGGACAAACGCAAUACUUCGCAGAUCGACGUCCGUCAAUUGACCUAUAAUUCACUAAAUCGGAUUUGCAGAUAACUCUUGUAAAACUUAUCGGAUCUUUAAAAGGUUUCUUGGUGCAGAUUUGUCUUCCUGUAAAUUGUUGUACUUCCAACAGCAUUACACUAUCAAUGGUUGUUUGUGUUGACAUCGGAACUAGAAUUGUCACAUGUGACCCUGAAAAUAUUGCAUCAAAAGUGAGUGGAUAAGUACAUACAAAGAGCGGAAAUGGAAAUCUGGUGUCAAGUACAUGUAUUUAGUUGAAAGCGCUGAAUCUGUAUCGUAGUGCAAGAUCCAAGUUCAAACAUACCUGUGAAUUCGAAUUGUUAAAUGUUCACGAGGAAUAGUAAAUACUAAAACAUGUACGAUGGCCUUUGGAGGAUGAACUGGACAAAUAUGUUAUUUAUCGGCAACAUUUCAGUAGGAGACAUUUCAGUGGGACGAACUAUAAUUCCAGUUUUGAUUGCGAGGUAUGCAAUAUCAUUCGGACCAAAUCUUUGAUGGUGUCUGUGCGCAUUCUGUUACGACUUAUGCAAAUUUCGUGUUAUAAUAUCGAUAUUGCGUUUGUUUGUGUUCAACAUUUUUAUUUCAUAAAAUAUUACAUGUACAUACUGUUCCAA
Molecule: messenger RNA, 4052 nt
Organism: Dreissena polymorpha
Lineage: Eukaryota; Metazoa; Mollusca; Bivalvia; Myida; Dreissenidae
Product: glutamate receptor 2-like
Exons: 18
Coding region: 141-2792 (883 amino acids)
Biological process (GO): monoatomic ion transport; synaptic transmission, glutamatergic; modulation of chemical synaptic transmission
Cellular component (GO): plasma membrane; postsynaptic membrane
Molecular function (GO): transmitter-gated monoatomic ion channel activity involved in regulation of postsynaptic membrane potential; glutamate-gated receptor activity
Source: RefSeq, a predicted model, not a curated record